AUGAAGGCUACGCCAUUGCUCAUCGCGUGGCACAAUGACAAUGCCCCAAUCUACUCCGCUCAUUUCGAUCCCAAUGGCAAAGGGCGUCUUGCGACGGCCGGAAAUGAUAACAAUGUCCGACUAUGGAAGGUCGAGUCCACAGGCGAAGACCGAAAAGUGAGCUAUCUCAGUACGCUUGUGAAACAUACACAAGCUGUCAAUGUGGUCCGUUUCAGUCCCAAAGGCGAGAUGCUGGCCUCGGCUGGGGAUGAUGGCAAUGUUCUGCUCUGGGUCCCGUCAGAGCUGCAAACGCAACCUGGACUAGGGGAGGAUCGCUCGGAUGAUCGAGAAACAUGGCGUGUAAAGCAUAUGUGUCGAUCGUCCGGUGCUGAGAUUUAUGAUCUGGCGUGGUCUCCAGAUGGAGUCUUCAUCAUUACGGGAAGCAUGGACAACAUUGCUCGGAUCUACAACGCCCAAACUGGACAAAUGGUUCGGCAGAUCGCAGAGCACUCACACUAUGUUCAAGGAGUGGCUUGGGAUCCUUUGAAUGAAUUUGUCGCAACCCAGUCUUCAGAUCGGUCCGUUCACAUCUACAGCUUGAAGACAAAGGACGGACAAUUCACACUCACCUCUCAUGGAAAAUUUCUGAAAAUGGAUCUUCCGGCCAAACGGAUCUCGUCCAGCAGUCCUGCUCCGCCAGAUCCUUCAAUUCGAUCCCAGCCAACAAGCAAUUCGGUCGCAAUUGCUUCCCCUGCUCCCUCGACGCCGGGUACUCCAUUGACCUCUAAUCUGCCGAUGGAUCCUCCUCCAGUAUCUCAUAGUCGUCGUUCUUCUUUCGGCUCUCCUUCAAUCCGCCGAUCUGCGUCGCCGGCACCCUCCCUACCAUUGCCUGCUGUGAAGCCAUUGGAAGUACCAUCGCCAAGCGUUCUGGGUGGCUUAUCUGUUAGGAAUACUAACAUCUACGCCAACGAGACCUUCACAUCUUUUUUCAGACGAUUGACAUUUGCUCCUGACGGGAGUUUGCUUUUUACUCCCGCUGGCCAAUACAAGACCUCACAUAUUUCUGCCACUGAUCCCACGAAAAGCACGGACGAGGUCAUCAACACAGUCUACGUCUACACUCGUGCGGGCUUCAACAAACCUCCAAUUUCUCAUCUCCCGGGUCACAAGAAACCCUCUGUUGCGGUCAAAUGCUCUCCAAUAUUCUACACCCUGCGGAAGACUCCCCAGCCUGCUCGACAUAUCACUCUGGACACUUCUUCUGUAGAAGAAUCCUUUUCAUCCCUUCCCGAGCCAGUAGUCUCUACGAAGCCGACUCCCGAAAAGCCUUCCAUGGAGCCCCCAUCGUCGAAUGUUUCUACGGGUGAUUCAUCGAAACCGAACACAGCGUCUAAGAACGCUGAGGGUGAAGGAGCUACUGCUGGUCAGAGCCCCGGCCCUGUUUUCUCGCUGCCGUAUCGGAUCGUCUACGCGGUAGCUACGCAAGAUGCUGUUCUGGUGUACGAUACGCAGCAACAGACACCGUUGUGUGUGGUGAGCAAUCUGCAUUUUGCGACGUUCACAGAUUUGACAUGGUCGAAUGAUGGGUUGACAUUAAUCAUGAGUUCGUCCGACGGCUUCUGCUCGACGCUAUCCUUUGCGCCUGGAGAACUGGGCCAGCCAUACACCGCUCCGGUACCAGCAGUGCAGCAAGCAGCAAGCUCCGGUACUCCGUCUGCCAACCAAGCUCCCGCGCCGUCUCCAGCUCCAGCUCCAGCACCCCUUAGGUUGAGUCAGCUUCCUGUGAGCUCAAAUGUGACCGUCCAGUCAACCCAAGUGCCCCCAGCGAGUCCCGCACGAACCAACUCUGCAUGCUCAGUGACCGCACAAUCGCCUGUUCAACAGGUGACGGCGGCAUCCGUGGUCAACAACCCGACGCCUACACUAGGGUCAGUACCGCUGGUUACCGCUGCUCAGUCGGCCCAGCCGCCUGUUCUGCCUCUUACUACACCACCGCAGACUCCUAUGUCGACAGUCUCUCAAAGCGGGGCCAACUCCGUGAGCAACAGCGUACUAGGCAAACGAGACAUCAGCGAAUCCGAGAACGAGGACGCGAAGAAACAGGGUUCCGCGGCAGAAGUACAGCCGCCGAAGAAGAGACGCGUCGCUCCAACGCUCAUCUCGGCUGGAACUUCAUCCUCCAUUUCACCCCCAAAAGACAAUUCACAUAAUUCAGGUGUGGGUGGCUGA
Molecule: messenger RNA, 2208 nt
Organism: Aspergillus clavatus NRRL 1
Lineage: Eukaryota; Fungi; Ascomycota; Eurotiomycetes; Eurotiales; Aspergillaceae
Product: putative chromatin assembly factor 1 subunit B
Exons: 6
Coding region: 1-2208 (735 amino acids)
Biological process (GO): DNA replication-dependent chromatin assembly; nucleosome assembly
Cellular component (GO): nucleus; CAF-1 complex
Molecular function (GO): protein binding
Source: RefSeq, a predicted model, not a curated record